Coniophora puteana RWD-64-598 SS2 is the source of this 1320-nucleotide messenger RNA. RefSeq lists its product as uncharacterized. Bases 1 to 1212 code for a protein of 403 amino acids. Lineage: Eukaryota; Fungi; Basidiomycota; Agaricomycetes; Boletales; Coniophoraceae. Gene Ontology annotation, cellular component: endosome; lytic vacuole. The record is from RefSeq and is a predicted model, not a curated record. Gene Ontology annotation, molecular function: SNARE binding. Gene Ontology annotation, biological process: SNARE complex assembly. The transcript has 6 exons.
AUGGAAUGCAAGAACUGUGAGCUGAGACAGAGACAGUUUUACUGUGCCAGCUGCCUCAAAACACACGUACGCGACUUUCGUCUCCAGACUCAACACUUCGCGUCGGAUCGUGACGAACAUAUCGCAAAAGGGACCAAGGCGCUCACUCGUAUCGAGGUCUUCCGCAAUGAUAGAGCAACGGUCUCAACCCUACAGGACCACCUCAAAGACCUUGGACAGGGCCUGGAGAAGUUAAAGCGCAGCAAUGACUCCAAGCGCGAACGUCUCAGACUCCUGCGAGAGCAGCUAGCUGCACGCAGGCGAACACUCUCAGCCGCUAAACUUCUUCCUUCUCCACCGCUCGACCAAACCAUUUCAAAGGAAACGCAAGAGCUUCACGCGCUAUCUGGUGCUAUAACGCGAGCCCGUAUCGGUCUCGUUCAAGAACUCAUCGAAGUUUUCAACAUUGUCGAGGUCGGAGGCAGACCGCCUAUCGGAGGCAGAGCCGGCACCAAAGGCGAGUGGACAAUCGGCGAUUUGAUUCUCCCUGUACCAGGGGACAUACGACGAUACCCACCCGAUCACAUCAACGCUGUCAUUACCCAUACCAUACACUUCCUCGGACUCCUUACAUUCUAUCUCGGCGUUAAACUUCCGUUUGAUAUUCAGUGGGACCAGAAGCGGUUCGCAGUGGGUCGCCCGUGGAUUGGAGCCAUCAAAGGUACGGAAUCGGGAGGUUGGUCAAAAUGGUCCAAGAAGCAGCCACUUCAUCUAUCCUCCUCGUCGACCAUGCCUUCCUCGGCCACCGCGUUAUCGUCAUCAACGUCAGAGUCAUACAUAGACGCCAACGAAACAGCAUCUGAAUCUUCAUUCACAACGGCUUUUGCGAUGUUACUCUAUAAUGUGUGCUAUUUGGCGCAUACCCAGUCCGUCGAGAUACCGCUAUCCCAAGCCGGAGAUGCGUUGAGCAACCUAUGGGGGAUAUGUUGCAGUCCUGAAUUAGGCCGCCGAUCCCACCAGACUGUACCCCCUCUUCCGCCACCCACGUCAUCGUCGUUCUCGCUCGACUUCGCUCAGCUUCUCCAAGCGACUGCUGCCAAACCAGCAGCUCGUGCUCGGAUCAGGCCGGCGACGUGGUCACCAAUGGUCCGCUCCCCUCGACACCCGGAGCGUAUAAUCGAGGAAGACGGGUGGGAGAUGGUAGAUGAGGCCGGCGAAGAUGCAUUUAGCUAAGCCCUAUAAUCCAUAGAGCCCUUGUAUCAUUCCGAGCAUCCUGCCCGUUCAGACUGUCUUGUCCUGGCUGUACUCUAGUCCAACGUCAUAUACACGUGUCUCUCGCCG